Maudiozyma saulgeensis is the source of this 471-nucleotide messenger RNA. NCBI's taxonomy places the organism in Eukaryota, Fungi, Ascomycota, Saccharomycetes, Saccharomycetales, Saccharomycetaceae. The record is from the annotation of a GenBank genome assembly.
AUGUCUAAUAUAAAAUACCUUUUGCUUGUUUCGAGACAGGGAAAAGUUAGAUUGAUGCAAUGGUAUACACCACUUACACCAAAACAAAAGACAAAGAUAAUAAAUGACUUGACACCAUUAAUUUUGGCUCGUAAGCCCAAGAUGUGCAAUAUUCUGGAAUAUAAUGAUCAUAAAGUGGUAUAUAGACGAUAUGCAAGUUUAUAUUUCAUCUGUGGAAUAACGAAUGAACAAGAUAACGAACUAUUAACUCUAGAGAUUAUCCACAGAUUCGUUGAGACAAUGGAUACAUAUUUUGGUAACGUUUGUGAACUAGAUAUUAUCUUCCAUUUCGACAAAGCAUAUGAUAUCCUGAAUGAAUUAAUAAUGUGCGAUGGUUCAAUGGCCGAAUCUAGUAAAAAGGAGAUAUUAAAUAAUGUGCAUGCAAUGGAUGCGAUAGAGAGUAAUGACCAUUUAGACAGAAUCUUGAGUUAA